This is a messenger RNA of Amoebophrya sp. A25, 9091 nucleotides long. NCBI's taxonomy places the organism in Eukaryota, Dinophyceae, Syndiniales, Amoebophryaceae. The record is from the annotation of a GenBank genome assembly.
UGAUGAUCAUCCAUGACUGAGACAGAUUGCCAGUACCCGAUCUCCUGAUGCAGAAUUAGAUCCUUCCUCUCAUCUUAUGUGCAGAUUCGUUCUGCUUGUCGUUUUUCAGUUCUUUCUACCACUUACAUCGAUGAUGUAUAACCUACCUAGUUGGUUGUCAUUUUCGAAACAACCAUAAGGUGAACCAUAAUUCUUGACGUCUUUUUGGGGUAAUUCAUGCAUUAGUUUUUAAAGUACCCUCCACAUCAACUGACAAUUCAUUGGCUAGAGGUAUUAAUUGCAUUAUAUGGUUACAUCAUUGAAAGUAGUUUGAAAACAGUUACAGCAACUUUGGAUCAACGCCAACAAGAGCAACCACGACACCGUCACGACCAGAGACCUCCUAAUUCAUCUGAGAACUGUAUCGACUAGAAAAGAUGCCGCAGACUCGUGAGGAGCUCCUGGGCGACAAGCCUGGCCUGUUUGCUCGCCAUAAUCGGCAGAUGUUUUCUCCGGGAAAGCCUUUGCCGCAGAUGCGGCCUAAGACUGCGAACCAGCCGAUACGACCGAUGGGCGAUAGCAAUCUCUGUGUGUACGCUGGUAAGUCGAUGUCGGUGCUCAAAGCCGAGGCCAAGGUGCGAGAAUACUCGGAGCCAGCGAAAGCGUUUUUCGUCCGUCUAGAGCGUGUAGCAAAGGCCGAACUCGAAAAACUUUUUGUACUCAAAAUGCAGCACUUGUUCGUGCGCAACGGAGGAAAAACAACAUACGGCAAGGAACAAGACGAAUACCCGGUUGAACCUAUAGCGUAUGCGAACGUAACGAGGGCUACUGUACAUGGCGGCUCGCCGUUCCGCGUGGGCGGGCAUUUGAUGAGUAUUGUUAUUGUUUUCACUUUCUGCCAGGCAGCCUGUUUAUUUUGUUGUUGGACUUAGCAUAUUAAUGUCAGGUGUUCGACCACUAGAUGAAGGAACGUUACUACUUACUACCGUUAAGUACCAAUCUCCUUCUCAAUCAUAUUCAAUUUAUUACUUAACCAGAAACAGAAAGAACAGCAAGUUCUUGUAAUUAUCCUAAUCGCCAUGUUAUUGUUAUCAUCAUUCAUUCAUUGCUAAGAAAUGUGACAAGAAGCUCGAGGACUGAGUCUAACUACGACUUUACUGAUCAUUCACAGCAAAAGACAUUUUCGGAGCUGCCAACGACAAUGAUCAAGCCGAGAGCGACGUUCUGAAUCGCUCUCACGCGAUGUAUCAGGGAAAGCAGCUCACAAGCUAUUUUCAAGGUGUUUUGGCGAAACUUCUACUCGACUUCGCGCAGUUCUCAGAUGCGCUGUUGAGGUACAACUCCAUCUCCAGUAAGAGUUUUGGUUAUUGAAGCUCGAACCUCCUUUGCAUUUGAACGACGUUCUUGUGUGAUAAUCCGAUUGACAUAGUAUUUGCAGGCCUUCCUGAUAUUCAUUUGCGGGCGAAGUACCUUCUGAAGGUUACGACAAAUCUGCGUACCUGCACCAGGCAAUUUUUGGCUUUUUCUUCUUCAAAGAAUCUGUCUCAGUAUUGACUUCGCCUCCCAUUACCUUUUCAGGAACCCACAACUUCUGGGCAUAAAUUUGUCCUGGAUAUUGUUUAGUCUCAUAUGUAGUACAUGUACGACUAUGCAUCGAGGCUUAUGCCAUGCCAAGACUUUUACUAUUUCGGCGAUCUCCACCAGGACCAGCUCACUUCAUCUAGAUCUACUAAACUCUCUAUUUCAUCGACCUCAACCAGCUAUUCGCAUUCCGAAGAGCACGAUUUCGAUUUCAAGGGUGCAAAGAAGAAGAAAAGGAAGAAGAAAGGAGAUGGAGCGAGCUCCGAAGCUGGUUCAAGCAAUUCGCAGACACGGGGCGACGAUGAGGAAGCCACCUCGCAAGAUGAAGACGAAGAUUCGGAGGAGGAACCAACACCAUCAGAUUCGUGCAUGGAUUCUAGCUCUUCGAACGACCCUGGCGGGAGCCGUGGCCAACAGAGAGGCCUAGUGGACGGACGCUUCAAGAAAAAAUUUCCCGAGAAAGCAAACUUCUUAGUCAAGCGAUUGGAAGAACUCAGUGCGGAGGUCACGAAACUAGAACAAAAGAACUACCUUUAAGGCUACUUUAGGGACAUCGACGAAUACAGCUAGACGGAGACCGAGACGUACAAGUACUAGUUGCACGUGCAUCCCGAUAAAGAUUCUAGAGCAGUGCCUACUCGCAAUAUUUCUGUCUGACGAAAAAAAAAAGACCCACGAUCACGAUGGCAUUGAUUGGUUUGAUACUAUGCACUGAAGUUGAAGGAGGUUCAUUUCAUUUUACAUUUACCGUCAAUCCGAGCUGUCUUCGUUCUCCUCAUCUAAUGACUGGUAAGCGACAAGUUUCAGCACGCGAGACGGAGCUUCUUGCGACAGCAGAUUCUUUGGCAGGACAAGUGGUCAAAGGUGAAGACCAUGAUCCCGGAUACGCUCAGACGCGAGUUCAAUGCUCUAGACACCGACGUGCAGUUAUAUGACGACGAAAUGUACUCGGACGAAAGUAAGAUUCACAGCAUGUAUCGCAAGCAAAUUGCGGAGCUUGAAGACCGAUACACAGAUUUGGUGGACAAGCUGAAAACGCGGUGCGCAUUUCUGGAAGACUCUUUGAUUUCAGCGCAAAACGAGAACGAGCGAUUGCUCAUGCAGAUGACAGCGUCACAUGCCAGACGCAGUGCAAAAGGUUAAGGGUCAUUGAACAAUUCAACUAGCUACAACUUUCUUCUGUGUGCGAUACAUAGAUUGUGUUUCUUUGCAUGGUUCCUACAAAACAGUUGGAAUUUGUAGUCUUGAAGAUGAACUACAGCGUACUAGUCACUUCUACAGAGGACGUUGAUCUGUUAUGCUCUUCUAAAACAGUGCGGGUGAUGAGGACAGCAAUAUGAAUAAUUCCACGCUAGCGGGUAUGCCUUCGGGUGCCAUCAUGGUAAACGUAGGUACGCGGAUGAACAAGAGUGACUUUAAGGACUUCUUUAAGGACACUGGCGUUGACCCCAUCCCGGAACUGGCGGCCAUGCAGCAAGGACCAAGCAGCAGAAACGAGAGCAAAGCACUUGUCAGCAAAAAGACAACGGUGGUGGCGCCGGGAGAUGACGACGGUCAGGGGCAGGAAGAGAGCGAUGGGGAUGGCGCAGACGUAGCGUCGCUGCAUUCCUUCUCUGCCUCGUCCGGUCGCGGUCGUCGCAGCAUGAUGAAGCGGCAGAGCACCUUGAGCAGCAAUCGUGUGUCGUCACGGCAGUUGCGCGCUAUGGGUACCAUGUCUCUGCAGCGGCAAGCUACCGUAGCGCCAAGCGGUUUGAGCCGCGCCGCGACCGUGUACGGGAACCUGCUCGCCGUGGAGCAGGAACAGACCAGUGCGUCAAGCAUCAAGAUUGGCGCCACCGUGAUGCGAGGUCCGGCUUGGGAGCGCCAAAACGAGGAUCUCAUCGCGGGUAAUCUGGGACGCGUGGUCGCAGUUGACCCCGAGUCCCAGACCAUUGAAGUAGAGUGGGACGAUGUUCAGGUCGACGCGGACGAAACUUUACCUGUGGAUCAGAUGGAUGAGCAGCAGGUUUUGGACCUCCUGGAGUUCCUGCACGCUCUGGGGUUUCAGGGCGGUUCCCUCACGCACUUACCGAGCAAGAUGCUCCAGCGGGCAAAGCGACAGUUUGUAGAUUUGAAACCGUUGGAGCAAGUCGUGGGAAUCUUCCUAAGGAGCAGCCAAUGGAUGUAUCACCCGCACAAACUCCAAUUCGAGCCACUCAACAAUGAGACCGUGCAAGGCGAUCGAUCACUUAGAAAAAUGGUAUGAUUGUCGCUGCUGAAGAACAAGAUUGUGUGUCCUUGUCCACCUCUUUGCGGCUGAGUCAUCGGCGUUGUUGAAGUUAUCGGCGUUUUUUAGUAAGUAGAUUAUCAUAAACAAGUUCAAGUACGUAGAUGCGCUAUUUCGUAUGUUAUAACGAUCAUGAUCCUUCAGCUCGAGGACGAAUUUGGCGGCAAUCUUUAUGUUUUGAUGCGAUGGCUUGACGACCAGCCCGGCGAGAGGAACUUGCUUUAUUUCAACUUAAUAAAGCGCACCGCGCGGUCUGCGGAUGACCUGGGGUCAGGUGACGAGGACUUAAGUGAUGCACCUAAACUUUGGAACUUUGUGCGUGCGAGCUCCGGCGAGCGGGUCUUGAAGAGUCAGAAGUCAAUGAAAGUCGUCAUGGACGCGAAGAAAAGCCACUUCGAGGUCCUCGUCCUCGCCAUGGAUGUGGCAGUGCAAGUUGACGAGGAUGAUCUCCUUGAUCAUGCGAUGGACGAUGAGGGUGGAGAGUUACGCCUGAUAGAACAAGAAGGAUGGAAUCAGUUUCGCUACUUCUGCUUGAUAUUUCAUCUCGUCAUCUCUUGACCACCGUCGUCUCCGGUCCUCCUGUUGGGACUUCUACUAAACACCAUCAGUAGAAGUAACAACUAACUCUUGCAAAUGAAUGUGAUCUCCAUGAUCUUUAUGUUGACAUCAAUAGAGGUAGUCAAUCACUUUGUCGAAGACUCUCAUGUGGCACUGUUGUGCCCAGUCGAGAGUGUUGACAACUUCCUGUCAGCCUUGAUUCACUUCCUGCCCUUCUAAUAGCCAUAUCCCAGGGUGAAAUCGCUGAGUCUCUGAAUGGAGCGCGUCGACGAUCGACAAUAGGACCUGGUGACAGCGGCACGGGGUCAAACGACUCGAGAAAAUACAGCAGACGGAUGUCAACGAGAGGUGGAACAAUAGGCGACGUUGCCAACCUGCAGGCUGCGCUAGAGCUUCUCGGUGAGGAAAUAGACAAAGCUGAAGAAAGGUACAACGAUCUAGCUACUUUUAUCUGUGCUGCUGGUCGAACGAAGCAUCGUUUCUACGAAGCUGUGAUAGUAAUAGAAAAGUAAGCCUGUACAAUAUUACGAGGCGUUUGAACGUGUAUUCUCCACGAAGUCAGUUGUGAACCGCUUCCGAUUGCAUCUUGAUGCUCUUCUUUCAUUUCACGCAGGUUAUCGAAUUCCACUGCCGUAGCCGCGGUUCAAGCUGAGGCAGAGGGCAGCGCUACCGAGCUGGGUAAUGAGAAGGAUGAGAUAAUUAUCGCAGGAGGAGGAGAAGGCGAAGGGAGCAAAGCGGCAGGGGUGGAUGCUCCAGGUGGUGGAGCUGCAGGGUCCUCCGGUGAUCGGACAUUGUCAACCUUUGCGGCUCGCUUGCAACGUCUCGUGGGAGCACGAGAAACUGAGCUCGCAGAUGUGAAACUGUUGCUGAAUGAGCCAGAGCCCGUGUUCAACUCAUUGAAAGACGUGCGCAUGGAUAUCGAUGCGGUUGCUCCACCUGGCGACGGCUCUCCUGGCGGAUCGUCGCCUCGCGUCCCCCUCUCCCCGGGACGCGCCGUGCCGCAACCCAGUAGCAAGCGCUUCAAGAGCGGCUACCGGGAUCCUGUUGAAGCGGAGGCGUAUUCGCCUGCUGGCUCCCGAUCCCCCCCGGGCACCGCACGGCAGAGACAGCAGAAUUUGUCAUCGCCGGACGUAUCACCUCGGGCGUCACCGCGACGUCCGCUCUCAGAGCUGACGAAAGAGGAACUGCAGUUACUGCACACCGCGCAGACGAUUGGACGACACGGGCUGCUGCAGAUAGCAAAGUGGGGCUCUGUGGUAGAUCCCGAUGUUGGAAUUUUAGAGUCAUUGCUGAAUCAAGGUGUCGAUCUGGAGGAGCCGCUGUCGAAAAAACGGAUACGAGCGGCCUUCCGCAAGUCUGGCCUUCCGAUAGAGAGGCAGGAGCUUGAGGAAUUGUUGCACAUCGUGUCCGGCUGUCUGGGAUGGGAUGAAGAAGCGGAUGGCGGCACCUCGCCUGCGACCUCCACGGCAAGCAAGCCAGGAAUCAGCCCUGCGAAAGCGCUGCCACCGCUGUCCGCGAGAGCGGCAGAUGGAGAACGAGCCGCAGCUUCUUCUGCGGCCAAUCUAGGAGAAGCCGGGACCGCGGUGGGUGCUCCUGCGACGACACCGAGCGAUGGGCAUGUGACGAAAGUCAAUGUUACGAGCGGCAUAGGAGCAGGCACACCUUCUGCACAACAUCAACAGCAGCAAUCAGGCAACAAGAAGACGAAGUCAUACUAUCGUCUUUGUGAUGUGUUUGACGCCAUGCAUCGAUUUCUCUUCGGCUCCGCACAUCGUAGACGAAACGCGAGCCUGCUUCCGCGACCGACGUCUGCUGCGAGUCGGUCGCCGCGCAAUCGGCCACGGUCCGCACAGAGCAGUGGAGACAUCAAUGCGGCGACAUCAUCCAGUGGCGGAAAUUUUAGUCAACUACACGGUGCCGCAAGCUCUUCGUGUGCAGGCGGGCAGCAGCACAUGACUGGACAGCAGUAUAUUCGUGCCACGCAAGCAGGCGUUUCCCAGAAUUUUCAUUGGGCAUCCGCAGCACCGGGUGGAGGAAGCUCGAGUUCUGCACGAGCAGUCGCUGCGAGCCGGUCGCCGGGUGGCCGCGGCGGGGCAACGUCUACGUCACCGCGGAACUACCAGCAGUACUGGUCGGACAAAAGCGCUCCUGCACUGCCCCGGUUCCGGCUGGCGCCAUCGCGAUCCCCACCCCGCAGUGCGCCGAAUGUGGUCGAGAUGCGUCCUGGAGUGGAUAUGGCGUCGUCUCCGCGGUUGAGCAAGCUGAUCGGCGCAUCGGGGACGGGUAGCGCAGUUAUGAGCGGGUCCGAAAAUGCGAUGCGCAAUUUGGAGAAUAUGCCACUCAACAAGCAGCGAAUGUUGGCUGCGGCACAGCGGAGACGAACGCCCUCGCCUAAUUCGUACGCCCAGCUGAUCCCCGAGGAGUAUCUUCACGCCCAGGAGCGGUUAAAGGAGCAGAGCCGCUCCCCGAUUCCGCGCGAGUCGCCAAGACACCACAAAGUGCUGAAUUACCGUGACUCGGUGGAGGGACGGCGUCCACACACGGCGGGUCCCACAGCUUACGGCAGACACGGCGCUGGCACGGGUCCGGGAACUGAUCAUGCUAGCGGAAAUAAGCCAAUUUUCGCGAGCAAACACUACGUGCCACCCGCCGAACAAGGCACGUCAGCACCUUCAGGGUGGACGCAAUCGCCACCCGGAACGAAAACGCGCCUCCCUUCCCCAAAUAGUCGACCUGCUAAUGCAAACUAUAGCGCUACUGGCAACAAAUUGAACAAAACAUAUACAUCCACAGGAGGGUUUGGCACGGGUGCUCUCAAUGGCACUAGCAGAGCCGCUGCUGUCGCAAAAGACUUUAUUGCAAUAGACGCGCGUAAUUCAUCGGGUGCCGCUCCCGACGCCGGCCGAAAGCCAAACACGAUGGUGCCAGCGCUUACGAGUGCAGCACUUCGACAAGAGCUUGGAGGUACCGUCAGAGUGAGUCGUUCUAUGUAUACUAAAAAGUGUUUUACUUGUUUCCAAUUGAUUCCACCUCCACGGCAAAAAAAUAGUCUAGGCUCUCUGUGUUUGUGUAAAGAAAACUUAUAUCCAAUCAUCUUCAAGCCUUAGAGUUAGAUAUAAGUACGCAAGCAACUGCUCGUGGUUGUGGGAUAAUCCCACGCACUCCUGGACCUGCUCCUUAGUUGUGUAAGAACUUCUAGUUCUUCGACGACUUAGCGCAGAGCACGACAUAUUCUCUACCUUACUCCAGGUGCAGCACGCUCUUCGGCGCAGCCACCCGGGAAAGGAUCACCCGAUAAGUUUCAUGGCUAUCAUGGCCGUGGCCAGACUCCAUCCGGACCCAGACCCUCCUCUAUUAAGAUUUGUUUCUUAUUCUUCUUUUCUUCAUGUUAGUUCAUGAGAGGAUCAUCAGACCCAUCGAACGACUUCAAAGGGAUCAUCCUCUGUAGUUGAUUUUUGACUGCUCUGCCUCACACUAGAUCUCGAUGUUUAUGUAGAAAAAUAUACCACUUCCUCGUGCUCGUCUAACCAACGCAGCGCGGUCCAAGUGCCUGGAAAAUUGUUUAAGAGCCCAAGCCAUGUAACCAUGCGUCCGAAAUCUCGAGAAGCGUUGGGCCGAAACCGUGACAUGAGUGCCAACCAUUUCAUGCCCGAAGCCUGGUACGACAAGAAAUUAAACAAGUAGUUGUUGUUGUACUUGUGUGAACUUGUAAGUAUGAGGAUGUGUAGACAAUUAUACAGAUGCUGCACAAGAUCAAGAUGUCAUGCUUCGUACGAGAGCAAUCUUCAGGGAUAGGGAGGAUUACCUUCUACGUCAUCAAGGAUGCUGCUCUAUUUGGCGACAACUACACAUUCAAAAUUUUUAUUUAAUCGUACGGUGCCCUGUUGUUAUAUGAAUCUUCACAAUCAUGCUUACAAAUACUACUUCUACAUGACAUGCAUACACGCAAAAUAGCGCACGAUUGCGAACAAAAAAAACUCAUACAACUUUAUUUACCUCAUUUUACAUCACUCAGCACUAGUAUGUAGUAUGGUGAUUGGUUCUACCUGCAUUUUCAUUCUUUCUGAUACAUGAUGUCGAUGCUUCCUCUCUCUUGAUGUGCUUGCUGAUCAGAUGUUCGAGGGGAUUUUGAUGGUCCUUGCGAUACGUGUCGCAAUUUAUUAAGAACUACCUACCCGUAGUACGCAUGUUCAUAGAUACCACAAAAUCAUCAAUCACUUGGAAUGAAACUGAAAGAAUGGCUUCAUACGUUUAUAUAUUGAUUCCAAUGGCUUCUAGAUGUAGAUGCAUAGAGAUCAUACGAGCAACGCGCGAUUGAGUUGCCGGCAUAAUAUAUAGAUACAUUACAUGUGCUCAUGAAAGGCACUGUUGAUGAAUCUGUAACGAUGCACAUUGCAUAGAAUUGUACUGCACUUACAUCACAAUUUGGACAGUUCUUUGAUCACCACUUUUCUUCGUUGAAUAAAAGUACAAAUGGCUUUAGUUUGCUCAGUUUCGGUACCUUUUUGAACAUGGACUCACUUGAACAAGUUGCAAGAAGUAGAGGACCUCCCCGGUUAGAUUCAAAAAAAAUGGACACUAUUCAUUUUUAGAAAGAAUCCUGAGAACCAAAAUCAAAAAGUUGCAAGACAUAACUACGCUGAUGCCUUCAUCUGACCCUCUUCACACGUAAUAGAAAUAGAGGAAGAAGAAGACGAAGAACUCGAC